Aspergillus niger is the source of this 1188-nucleotide messenger RNA. RefSeq lists its product as uncharacterized. Gene Ontology annotation, molecular function: methyltransferase activity. Lineage: Eukaryota; Fungi; Ascomycota; Eurotiomycetes; Eurotiales; Aspergillaceae. The transcript is spliced from 3 exons. Bases 1 to 1188 code for a protein of 395 amino acids. The record is from RefSeq and is a predicted model, not a curated record.
AUGCCUACGGGUAGAUCAACUGUGAGCACUCCCCUACUUGAAUCCCUGACAAGGGAUCUAGUCGUGAAGAGUAAGUACUGUCAUUUCCAAAGAAUAAGCCAGAGGUGCAAGACCUGCUUGGUUACUCGCAUCUUCACUUCUAUUGGUGGUGUCAGUGCUAAAUGUGACAAUAGUGACACGCAGUCAUUGACUGCCAGUGUAACGGACUACCCCAUGGAAUAUGGAAGACGAUACCACAAAUAUCAUGAGGGCUCAUACUUAUAUCCCAACGACGAGCAAGAGCUAGACCGUAUGGACAUGCAACACCACAUGCUCAAAUUGGUCAACCGCGGGCGGCUGCUCUUUGCCUCUCCCCAAAGCCCAAAGAGGAUCCUAGAUGUUGGCACUGGCUCCGGUAUAUGGCCCAUAGAACUAGGUAAGCGAAAAGAAAAGCUCUUUCCCCCCCAUCCUCCCCAGCUCAUACUUACCGGACAGUUUCUCAUCGUGUCUCCAUCACAUGUAGCGUCUGAAUUCCCAGCAGCCGAGAUUAUAGGAACCGAUCUUUCGCCUGUACAACCGAACGAAGUCCCCGAGAACGUCCAUUUCCUAGUCGAUGACGUUACAGAGGACGAGUGGCUAUGGGGCCCCAACCACUUCGACGUCAUCCAUGCUGGUCAUCUUUCGGGUUCUCUGCCAUCAUAUAAAGACUUGUUACGGAAAGUCUUCAAGCAUCUCAAGCCUGGUGGCAGCGUCCAAUGUGAUGAGUUUGAUCCGAAGCCGAAAUGCGAUGACGGAACCAUGCCAGAAGAGGAUCCCGAUAAGUUCAGUGAAUACGCUCUCCAAGACCUGAUGGAUCUACAUCACCGUGCCGGCCAGGCUUCAGACCCGCCCCGGCAGUUUCGAGUGGCCCAUCGGUUGGCACGCUGGAUGAGAGAAGUAGGAUUCGAGGAUGUUCAGGAGCGAGUCCAAAAAGUACCCGUGAACCCUUGGUCUACCGACUCUCAUCUGAGAACGAUUGGUUCGUGGAACGAGACAAACCUGCUGGAAGCCGCAGCUGGCUGGUCUUACAAGCCUCUCACGAUUCUUGGCUGGUCGAAGCCCGAGAUCGAAGUCUUCCUCGUCGAUGUUCGGAAAUCCAUUCAGAACCGUGAUGUUCACGCCUAUUUGGAUUACUAUGUGGUCACAGGAAGAAAACCACAUCCUGCUUAG